CACACUUUCAGUUAGACCCUGACACGCUCUAGUUAUAGACUAAACAUACGCUGGACUUCUGAAGAUAAGCUUAUAAUUCACAGCACAUUGUUUGUAUGACAAGCAAAUAUGACAAACAUACUGCAUAAAUGUGUUAAUUGUCCAUUUAUGUAUCCAUUCCUGCUCUGUGCAACUGUGGCAGUGACAGCUGGAUAUAAGCCAGUCAUACUUGUUCAUGGACUUUUUGAUGGGCCUGGGCAGUUCAGCAGUUUGAUUAAGUUCAUCUCAAAGUCCCACCCAGGUACAACAGCCAUAGCCAUUGACCUAUACAAUGAAGAGGACAGUAUUCAGCCUCUAUGGAAACAGGUGGAGGGCUUCAAGAAAGCAAUCCAUCCCAUCAUGCAAAAUUCUUCAGAUGGGGUCCAUCUCAUCUGCUACUCUCAAGGUGGUAUGAUAUGUAGAGGGCUUCUCGCAACACUUAAUGACCACAAUAUACACUCAGCAAUUUUUCUGUCUGCUCCUUUGGCAGGGCAGUAUGGAGGUCUUGAUUCCAAAUAUUGGUGGUCCGCCAUGCCAAAGAAAAUGCUUUAUCUAUUCUGCUACACUGCGAUAGGACAGAUGGUAUCCAUAUGUAAUUACUGGAAUGACCCAUACCAUCAGAGGCUGUUCCUGAGUGGAAAUACAUAUUUGGCCUUACUGAAUGGAGACAGAACACAUACCAAUAUCACAGCUUGGAAGAACAACUUCCUCAAAAUAAAAAAGUUUGUUAUGAUUGGCGGUCGCGAUGAUGGACUAAUCUCUCCUUGGCAAUCCAGUCUUUUCAGCUUUUAUGAUGACAAAGGAGAGGUUGUCGACAUGAGGAAUACAAAUUGGUAUCUGAAAGAUGUGUUUGGAUUGAGGACCCUUGACCUGCGGAAAGAUCUGGUGCAGUGUGAAUUUGAUGGUAUUGAGCAUGUGAAAUGGCCUCAUGUUCAAGAAGUGUACACUGGUUGCAUCGAGGAAUGGCUACGGACUUAAACUCUGCAUUAUUGCAAAAGUGCAUUAUUUUUCUAAUAACGAACGCCACGUCGUCCAUUAUCCCUUACUUACAUAGCUUCGUCAUGAUGAUCUCUAAGAGGAAGUAAGGUGGAGGUUGAGGUAACAGAAUCAACUGUACCUAUAAUUUACUUUGCCAUAAACUCUUUGUUUUGCCUUUCGUUUUAGAGAGAUGUAUGCCUGCAGCUCUCUGUCUUUGUGACUUCUAACAAAGUCUAGUUUAUCCACAGUUUAUUUUCAUCAGCAUAUUAUGUACAGUACAUUAAAGGAUGUUCUCAACAA
Messenger RNA from Sardina pilchardus (European sardine), 1296 nucleotides. Its product is annotated as lysosomal thioesterase PPT2-like. Lineage: Eukaryota; Metazoa; Chordata; Actinopteri; Clupeiformes; Clupeidae. The record is from RefSeq and is a predicted model, not a curated record. Gene Ontology annotation, molecular function: thiolester hydrolase activity. The coding region runs from base 109 to 996 and encodes 295 amino acids. Gene Ontology annotation, cellular component: lysosome. The transcript has 8 exons.